GUCUCUUGGACAUUCUACUAAUGAUUCCAGGGCUUGUAAUUUCUCUACUACAGUUUUGAAGUCUGAACCUCAUACAUUUUCAUUUUCUUGCUCUAUUUUAUUGUGUUUCUAGCAGUGAUUAUCUCAGAGAAGAAGCUCUGUUUUCUACAAGCUGAGUUGGAGAUAUGAAAUCAAGCCAAACUACUUCUCUUAAAAGAAGAUUUCAUCAAUCCAGCUCUAAUGAUAAAGGUUCAAGAAGAAAAACUGAUGCUGUUGAUCAUUCUGACCCAUUCUCAAUACCAAAUUUGAAGGAAGAAUUGGAUAAAGAUAGAUAUGGUAGUGUCACAAAGGAUAUUGAAGCUCUCCUUGCUAGGAAAAAAAGGGAGUUGUUCAGUCCUCUUCAGGAGAUAUAUUUUGGUCAUACUCUAAAAUCUGCUGCAGAAUCUCCAAUAAGUGGCUUAGAUGGAAACAUUAACUUGGCAUGUCAAAGCACUAUUGAUUUGGAUAGCGAAGACGAGGUUGAUGUUCCAGCAGCUAUUUGUGCUGAAAGAACACAAACGCACAGCAGGCGGGGUAUUUUCCUCACGCCAAGAAGUAAUAAUGUACUGGUAACGUUUGGCACAGAUGCAGAAAAUGGAGACCAGAUUGUACAGAAGCCUGAUUACAGCCAUGAUCCCAAUCACUGUGGCCUUCAGAUGUCUAGUACUGAAAAACAAGUAGGAUCGCAAAUCCAGACUCGAUACCAUGCAAAACAAGAGCACGGAAGGAAUUCCACCACUCAAAGUGAUAAUCAAGGGAUUGAACCUGUUGGAGCACAGAAAAAGCCUCAUUACGGCUCCCAGUCUAUCUUUUUGAAGAAGCCAGAUGGCGAAAACCCAGCAAAAGAUGUACUUGGAAGUGAUCAGCGAAAUAGAAAAGUUGAGAAAGAAGGGGAUCGAGGUAUUUGUGGCGAAACACCAAUUGAGAAAUCAAAAGGUGUAUACGUUGGUGUUCAAGAUGAUCUAAUGAGCAACUCUCAGAGGAGUGGUCAUAGCGGUGAAGAUGAUGGGCUAGGAGAGAUAUGGAAAGAGAUGUCUUUAGCAAUAGAAUGUUCCAAGGAUUCUUCCUUGCCCCUGAGUACUGCUAUUGAACAUACUGCGGCAGAAGAGGAGGGAGAAGAAGAAUGUGAACACUCUUUUAUUCUCAAGGAUGAUCUGGGGUAUUUUUGUAGGAUAUGUGGAGUGGUUGAAAAACGCAUUGAACAAAUAAUUGACUUCCAGUGGGGAAAGGGACUGAAGACUACCAGAUGUAGUUACAUGUCUCAGUCUCGUAAUGUGAAGGAUGGCAAACAAGUUGAAGGAUCCAAGCUUACUGUUCAGAAUUUAAUGGAUCAAGAUUUUGGUGUAGCUGACAUAUCCGUGCAUCCAAGGCACAUGAAGCAAAUGAAGCCUCAUCAACUUGAAGGUUUCAACUUCUUGCUUGGGAAUUUAGUAUGCGACAGUCCAGGUGGUUGCAUUUUGGCACACGCGCCAGGAUCAGGAAAGACAUUUAUGGUUAUAAGCUUUUUGCAAAGCUUCCUGGCCAAAUACCCUGAUGCCAGACCACUUGUAGUGUUACCCAAAGGAAUACUGGGUACUUGGAAGAGGGAGUUUAAAAGAUGGCAGGUUGAAGAAAUCCCCUUGUAUGACUUGUAUAGUUCAAAAGUAGAUAGUCGAGCAGAACAGUUGGUUGUCUUAAAACAAUGGGUGGAACGCAGAGGAAUCAUGUUUGUUGGAUAUCAACAAUUUGCAAUCAUCAUAUCCAAUAGUACAAGCAGCACUUCUGCAGCAGCCUGCCAUGAGAUACUCCUUAAGGUUCCUACUUUACUUAUUCUGGAUGAGGGUCAUACACCUAGGAACGAGAGCACAGAUCUGCUCUAUUCUCUUUCACAGGUUCAAACUCCUCGGAAGGUAGUAUUAUCUGGCACCUUAUUUCAGAAUCACGUGAAAGAAGUUUUUAACAUUUUGAAUCUUGUGUGUCCCAAAUUUAUGAAGCUAGAUACACCGAAGGCUGUUGUGAGAAGGGUAAUGAGCAGGGUUCAAAUUGGUCCCAGAAAGCAGAUUAAUAAGAGUGGGGGAGCAGGCACACUGUUCUAUGACUUAGUUGAAGAGACCCUACAAAAUGACCAAGAUUUCCGAAGGAAAGUCACAGUGAUACAAGACCUACGAGAGAUGACAAGCAAGGUUUUACACUACUAUAAAGGUGAUUUUCUUGAUGAACUUCCAGGUCUCGUAGAUCUGACUGUAGUUCUCACUCUCAGCGCCAAACAGAAACUUGCAGUGCAAAAAUUGAAAAAAUUGGAGUACUUCAAGAGAAGUUCCAUGGGGAGUGCAGUAUAUGUGCACCCUCAGUUGAAAGAAUUCUCUGAGAGUUAUGCCACCGGAGACAGAGGACACAUUAAUGAAGCUAAGAUUGAUGAGCUACUUAGCAAACUAGAUGUUGCGGACGGUGUCAAAGCAAAGUUUUUCUUGACUAUUUUGGGGCUUUGUGAAUCUGCUGAGGAAAAGCUGCUAGUUUUCAGUCAAUAUCGCCUUCCACUUAAAUUUUUGGAAAGGCUAGUGGUGCAAACUAAGGGUUGGAUCCUUGGGAAGGAAAUCUUUUGCAUUUCGGGCGACUCUAGUCAAGACCAGAGAGAAUUGUCAAUGGAUCGUUUCAACACUUCACAAGAUGCAAAAGUCUUCUUUGGCUCCAUAAAGGCAUGUGGGGAGGGAAUCUCUCUUGUCGGGGCAUCUCGCUUACUGAUUUUAGACAUUCAUCUCAAUCCCUCAAUUACUCGACAGGCUAUUGGUCGUGCAUUUCGACCUGGUCAAACAAAAAAAGUGUAUGCUUAUAGGUUGGUUGCACCAGACUCACCCGAGGAGGAAGACCACGAUAUAUGCUUCAGGAAGGAGUUAAUUUCGAAGAUGUGGUUUGAGUGGAGUGAGAUAUGUGGUUACCAUGACUUUUCAAUGGAACAAGUUGAUAAAAAGGACUUGGGUGAUGCGUUCUGGAAUAGCUGUUCCUUUGGUGAAGAUGUGAAAGCUUUGUACAGAAGGUGAACCUUCUUAAGGCCAGGGUGGAGAUGUUUUCUUACAAUAUGGUUGAAGAUGUUGUGCUAUGGAGGGCUUACUGGGGGUUUUGCUUAUAGUUACUGUUAAGGGGUUUGUAUGUCAUGGUCCUCAUGGAUCUCUUUAGCACAUACACAAAAACUUUAGCUGUUUCCUGGGAAUUUCCUCAUAUGUAAAUGAAUUGGAUUAAGAGAAAGAUGGCCAAAAAGAAGAAUGAAUGAUAGGAUAAGCCGGAUGUUAUUAAGUUUGAAAUAGUUUUUUUUUUUUGUCGCACAUCUGUUUACAUAGUGAACAGUGUUGUUCUGAAAACUAUACUGCACCCAUUUUGAAGGUUUACAGAAAGUCUAUUAGGUUUGGAUGUCCAAUUAGAAAGACCUUAGUUAUGGUUUAGAAGCAACUCUAUCAAUAGCACUUUCCUUCUAGUGAACCCCUAGUUAACCUAAGGAGGCAUUUUUUGCAGGUACUGAUUGUCUUAAUUGUAAGCUGCAAUGCUGCGUGCAUAUAUUGAUGGCAUCAGUGUGCAGAUUUUCUGCAAUAAAAAGCAUGAUUCUUAUUCACUAAA
Molecule: messenger RNA, 3606 nt
Organism: Papaver somniferum (opium poppy)
Lineage: Eukaryota; Viridiplantae; Streptophyta; Magnoliopsida; Ranunculales; Papaveraceae
Product: protein CHROMATIN REMODELING 35-like
Exons: 7
Coding region: 165-3035 (956 amino acids)
Biological process (GO): gene silencing by siRNA-directed DNA methylation
Molecular function (GO): ATP-dependent chromatin remodeler activity; ATP binding
Source: RefSeq, a predicted model, not a curated record